AUGGGUCUGGGGAAUUCCAAGUCGAAGAAGAGCUACAAAGUAGCCUCUGCCGACUCAAAUAGUUCCAAAAGUAAUCCUACCGAAAGUGUAAAGGUCCAGAGUUCUAUAACGCCCAGUCCUUUUACUACUGCUGACCCCAGUCCGGAAAUUCUAGAUAGCAAAUUAGUGCCCAAGUGGCUCAAUGAAACGCAAUUUAUAGAACUACUAUCUGAAUAUGUCGCUGAUUUUUCGAAAAUAACCAACUUUCGGGUGAAACCCGCCAUGGCACCUGGAGAAAACUAUGCCACUCUGAUGCUCAGGAUCAUGAUUGAUGUCGAGCUUAAUGACAAAACCACCAAGCAGGUCUCGUUCAUGAUGAAGGUUCCACACGACACUCCCCAAAUGGAACAAAUGCUGACCAUGGCCAACUUUUUUAACGUUGAGAACACAGUCUACAUCGACAUCUUGCCCAAACUGGAGGGCCUCUACAAGGCCAAGGGUCUGGACAUCACCUUUGCUCCGAAAGCCUUUAAGCUGGACUCCCAGAAGGAACCCAAGCUGGCCAAUACUGUUCUUAUGAAUGAUCUGGGCCAAGAUGGAUUUAAGAACUUGAAUCGUUUGGAGUGCCUUAACUUUAAGCAAACUAAGUUUGUCCUGAAAAAGAUAGCCCAGUUCCAUGCGGCCUCCGCAAUGUAUGUCCAAGUCCAUGGACAGUUCCCGGACGUAUUCGUUAGUGGAAUGCUGGGGGGAAAUAGGGAGGCAAUGAUGGCAUUUUACGAGGGUAUGAUUGCGUCCUUCCGAACCUCUUUCAUGGCCAAUCUGAAGAACUUUGAUAACGGAGAAGACUACCGUGAAAAACUGACUAAGGCUUUCGAGCAAAUCACGUUGAAUUUUGAUCAUCUUACGAAGGUUGAUCCUGCCGAGUUCAAUGUCCUUAACCACGGGGAUUGCUGGAUGAAUAAUCUGCUGUUCAAGGCUGACUCUAAGGGCAAAGUGGAGGACAUGGUGUUUGUCGAUUUCCAGAAUCCCAAAUAUGGUUCACCUUCCCAGGAUUUGUUCUAUUUCCUCAUAACCUCCGUUCAUAUCGAUUACAAGCUAGAUUACUUCGACUUCUUCAUGAGACACUACCAUGAAGAGUUGACCAAACAUUUGGAUCUUUUGGGCUUUACGGGUUUUAAGCCUUCGCUAAGAGAACUCCAUAUAAAGAUGUUCCAAAACGGAAGCUGGGCUCUUUUCCCAUCCAUCACCGUUCUGCCUGUGGUGCUCCUGGAUCCUGGAAACGAAGCUGCCACUUUCGACAACUUCCUGGGGGACACCGAGGCGGCCGCCAAGUUCAAGGACCUCCUGUAUUCUAACAAACGCUACAAGAAGUACAUUGAAAAGAUUUUUCCCUGGCUUGAAAAUCGGGGUUUCCUGGAGUCCUACCAGAAAUCUCCUGCUCAGGCUCCAUUAUCCCCUCAGGCAUCGGCUGAAAAUCCCGACCAGAUCAUGGACUGGUUGAAUAUAAACGACUUUUCCGAAAUUAUUUCAGCUAAUGAACCCCAAUUUGAAAAAAUAGAGAGCGGCUCUUGGAAAUCAGCCACAAAACCCGGUGAUAACUUCGCUUCUCAAUUGUUGAAGAUUGAUAUUCAAGCUAAAUUAAAGGACAGCAGCACAAAGACAUUCUCCUACAUUCUGAAAGUGAAACUCCCAGACCCUGGGGAUAAUUUCGCAGAUUUUAAUAUGUUUCCAAAGGAAAUCCAAAUGUAUAGUACAUAUGUGCCCGCUUUCGAAAAGUUGUACAAGGAUGCCGGCUUGAAUGUCACAUUCAGUGCCAAGUCCUUCUUUUUGAGCAAACCCAUCAAGGAGGAAUAUUUGAUAAUGGAGAACCUGCAAGCUAGUGGCUUCCAGAUGUGUGACCGCCUGAAGGGAUUGGAUCUGGAACACACCAAGAGUACACUGAAAAAACUGGCUCAAUGGCAUGCAGCUUCUUUGAAAUACAAAGAGUUAAAUGGUCCUUAUCCUCCAUUGUACAAUGAUGGCAUCUACAUCCCAGCCACAAGGGAUCUGUUCACCACAAUGUUCACUCAAGCCAAGGACGCUUAUGUGGAGCAUCUGGGAAAGAUUGAGGGCUCCGAAGAAUAUCUGCAUAAGCUGCCACGAUUGGUGGAGAGCCAUGUAGAUCAGGUUAUUGAAGACGGCCAAAUAAAUGAAAAGGAAUUCAAUGUACUCAACCAUGGCGAUGCCUGGAUAAACAAUUUAAUGUUCCAGUACGAUUCCGAAGGUCAACUAAAGGAAACAUUCCUGCUGGACCACCAGAACGCCAAAUAUGGCAAUCCUGCCCAGGAUCUCUACUAUUUCCUUAUGAGCUCGACGGAACUGGAUAUUAAGGUGGAUAAGUUUGAUUAUCUAAUCAAAUGGUAUCACGAUAACCUUGUGGAGCAUGCCACGCUCUUGAAAUACUCUGGUUUUUUGCCUGAACUGAAGGAGCUUCACACAAUUCUAAUAGAUCAUCCAGCCUUUGCUAUUGGCACAGUUAUAAGUACUUUAACCGUUUGCCUCAACAAGACCGAUGACAGCUUUAAUACCAACGACUUCUUCACUGAAGGUCCUAACUCAGAUGCCUUCCGAGCCUCACUCCUUGGAAAUGAGCGGUACACAGCCCAAGUAGAGCGUAUACUUCCCUGGCUUAAUAGACGGGGUCUUCUUGACUUUUGAG
This is a messenger RNA of Drosophila bipectinata, 2677 nucleotides long. RefSeq lists its product as uncharacterized. Lineage: Eukaryota; Metazoa; Arthropoda; Insecta; Diptera; Drosophilidae. The record is from RefSeq and is a predicted model, not a curated record.